UGGGAAUCACUGAAGCCGUUUAAGACAAGAAUCAUUGCGAGGAUUCCUGGUGCAGCAAUGGACUUGGAUAAACCGUCCGUUUGGGGGUCUCUGAAGCAGAAAACCAGGCCUUUCCUACAAAACUUGAGYGUGAAGAGGACCAGGAGAAGGUCCACCAAAAUGGUGGAGCGGAAACAGAGGCACUGCUUGGACCGGCGCCUCAGUGUGUCCGUGCCGGACAUGCUGGAGGUCGAGACRCUCGCGGAGGAGGAGGUGACCUGCUCGAGCGCUCAGGUGCUGUCUGCGUACCCUGCCAGUGACCUGCCCAGCCCCGUCGUGUCUCUGAAAGGUGGCAGUGCGUCCCUGCGGCGGCCAGGGGACGACUGGCAGUGGAAGCGGCAGGAGUCGGUGUGCGUGGAGACUGGAGAUUCCCCUCCGAGGGAAGCACGAGUUGCGUGUGGCUCCGAGGCCAUGCGGGAAUCCAGCAGUGACCUCUUGGAGCUGCUGCAGAGAGCCCGCCUGAGCAGCGACCUGAGCGAGGAGGUGGCCGAGUACCCGUGUGGAGAAAUACAUCUAGACUCUUCCAYGUCAUCUCAAAUUUUUGAUGAUCAAAUGGCUCUCGAGGAAGGAAAUGACUGUUUGUGUAACYUGCCCAGCACUUUUGCUUACCUGCUGACCAUCCACCUGAAAGAAGGCCGGAACCUGGUUAUCAGGGACCGCUGCGGUACAAGUGACCCGUAUGUGAAGUUUAAAUUAAAUGGGAAAACUCUCUACAAAAGCAAAGUCAUCUACAAGAACCUGAACCCUGUCUGGGAUGAGAUUGUUGUGCUGCCAAUACAGAACCUCAGCCAAAAACUUUGGGUCAAGGUGUAUGAUCGAGAUUUAACCUCUUCUGACUUCAUGGGAUCAGCAUUUAUAGCACUCACUGAGCUUGAACUCAAUAGAACUACUGAACAGAUCUUAAAACUGGAAGAUCCAAACAGUUUGGAAGAUGACAUGGGAGUGAUUGUAUUAAACUUGAGUUUAGCAGUCAAACAGGGCAACUCCAAGAGAAAUAGAUGGUCAAAUAGGAAGAAGCGAAAUUCAUCCAAGUCAAGUCUUACACGGAGCGUCCGACUCUCUGAUUCUUUACGCAAGAACCAACUGUGGAACGGACUUGUCACCAUCACGCUGCUAGAAGGGAAGAACAUCCCGGGAGGCGGCUUGGCGGAGGUUUUUAUUUUGCUAAAACUGGGUGAUCAAAGAUAUAAAAGUAAAACACUGUGUAAGAGUGCAAAUCCUCAGUGGAGGGAACAGUUUGAUUUUCACUACUUCUCUGACAGGAAGGAUAUGUUGGACAUUGAGGUCUGGAGAAAGGAUAACAAAAAGCAUGAAGAGCUCUUGGGAACGUGCAAAGUUGACAUUACUGCCCUACCAACCAAGCGGACCAACUGCUUAGAGCUGCCGCUGGAAAAGCAUCCGGGGUCCCUGCUGAUGUUGGUUGCCGUCGCCCCAUGUACUGGCGUCUCCAUCUCAGAUUUGUGUGUCUGCCCCUUGGGAGACCCUACUGAAAGGAAACAAAUUUCACAGCGCUACUGUAUGAAGAAUUCCUUUCAGGACAUGAAGGACAUUGGAUUCCUACAGGUCAAAGUUUUAAAGGCAGCUGACUUGUUGGCAGCAGAUUUUUCAGGUAAGAGUGAUCCUUUCUGUGUGUUAGAGCUGGGGAACGACAGUCUUCAAACACACACCGUUUACAAGAACCUCAAUCCAGAGUGGAACAAAGUUUUUACAUUCCCUAUUAAAGAUAUUCAUGAUGUUCUUGAAGUAACAGUAUUUGAUGAAGAUGGAGAUAAGCCCCCUGAUUUUCUUGGAAAAGUUGCCAUCCCUUUGCUGUCUAUUAGAAACGGUAAACAAAGUUGUUACAYGCUGAAGAAUAAAGACUUGGAACGUGCUUCAAAAGGAGUAAUUUACUUGGAGCUGGAUGUCCUAUUUAAUCCUGUAAAAGCAAGCAUUAGAACAUUCAAGCCACGAGAGAAGCGCUUCACGGAAGAGAACCGCAAAUUUUCUAAAAAGAUCUUAUCAAGAAAUGUGGAUCGCGUGAAAAAAAUCACCAUGGCAAUAUGGAAUACAAUACAAUUCCUUCGGAGCUGCUUUCUCUGGGAGUCCACGGUAAAGAGUGUGAUAGCGUUUGUGGUAUUUGUAGUCACCGUAUGGAGCGUGGAACUUUACAUGGUGCCCCUGGCUUUACUGGUGCUCUUUGCUUACAACUUCUCUCUCAUCAAGACUGGGAAGGUCAGCAGCACCCAAGAYGCCCAGGAGCUCAUGGGCUUGGAUGAAGAUGAUGAUGAAGAUGACAAGGAAUCUGAGAAAAAAGGUUUAAUUGAACGGAUCCACAUGGUACAAGAAAUCAUCAUAGCUGUUCAAAGCAUCCUUGAAGAAAUAGCAUCGUUUGGAGAGAGGAUUAAAAACACGUUCAACUGGACGGUGCCUUUCCUCUCUGUCCUGGCCUGCUUAGUCCUGGUAGCAGCAACAGUUAUUUUGUAUUAUAUACCACUGAGGUACAUUGUUUUAAUAUGGGGCAUAAAUAAAUUUACAAAGAAGUUUAGAAAUCCCUAUGCCAUUGACAAUAAUGAACUCCUAGAUUUCCUCUCCAGGGUACCAUCUGAUGUUCAAAAGGUGCAGCAUGCUGAAUUGAAACCAUACAGCAGCUCCAGUCCCAUUAGGAAGAAAUGGAGCGCGCUCUAGGAUGCCGAGGGGUUUUGGAGCACAACAUCUCUCUCCAUACCCACAUGCGUACACGCUCUUCCCUUCCCUUCUUUUUUUUGGUUCGAAACACUAGAAUCUCUGCUGCAGACUUCUUUUUUUUUGUUUGUUUGUUUUUCCUCCCCCCUGAAAGAUAUGCUUUUUGACACCUAAAUACCUUUCCUGGGUCAUCUUUCU
Nothoprocta perdicaria is the source of this 2898-nucleotide messenger RNA. It is a transcript of the gene MCTP2, whose product is annotated as multiple C2 and transmembrane domain containing 2. The record is from RefSeq and is a predicted model, not a curated record. Gene Ontology annotation, molecular function: calcium ion binding. Gene Ontology annotation, cellular component: synaptic vesicle membrane. The transcript is spliced from 22 exons. NCBI's taxonomy places the organism in Eukaryota, Metazoa, Chordata, Aves, Tinamiformes, Tinamidae. Gene Ontology annotation, biological process: regulation of neurotransmitter secretion. Bases 58 to 2703 code for a protein of 881 amino acids.